UUAUUUGUUACUGAAAAUAAUAAAAUGCAUUUGUGAUUUGAUCAAUGUUAUUUUAGGUAAAUUAAUUUUUCAAUUAUAAGAGUGUAAAUUAACAAAUUGUUUACGUAAAGUAGUCAACAUGGGAAGACGAUCAAUAAACACCACUAAGAGUGGUAAAUAUAUGAAUCCCACUGAUCAAGCACGGAAGGAAGCUAGAAAAAAAGAGUUAAAGAAAAAUAAAAAACAGCGUAUGAUCGUCAGAACUGCUGUACUUAAAGGAAAAGAUCCACUGCAAAUUUUGGCUGAAAUGGAAAAAAUUGACCAGAUGGAAUACAAUGUUGUACAGCCAUCUCCGCUUAAUGAAAAGGUAUUAAGAGAAAAAAGGAGAAAACUUAAAGAAACUUUUGACAGAGUCAUGAAAAUGUAUGUAAAAGAUGAACUUGAUAAAUAUCAUGAAAUUAAACGAGCUGAAUCUGAAUAUGAAAAACGUCGUUUUAAGUUAAUAUCAUAUUUUGAUGCUGUAAAAACAGCUCAACAAGUAUCAGUUGAUGAAAUUCCAUUACCUGUUAUGACUUCUAAUAUUCCACUACCUGCUUCUGAUACAGGAUAUAACUCUAAUGAAUCACCAAUAGGAAUAUUGAAAAAGCCUCCUUUAUAUACUAGUCCACCUCUAUCACCUAUAUCUGGUACAAAAAAAAGACCACCUGGAGUACCUCCAGGAGUACCACCUACAUUAACAGAUGAAGAAAAAGAUGAUGAUGAUGAUGAUGAUGAAGAUGGUUCUAGCGAUGGUGAAACUGCUCCAAAACGUUUGCGAACAUUACGAUUUGCUGAAACAGAUGAUUCUGGGAAAGAAAAUAAAACAACUGAUGAUAUAGAAAUGUUUAUGAGAGAAAUUGAUGAGGUUCAAAAAAGAAGUUCCUCAGGAAAACCAGAUUCUAAUGAAAUUCCUUUACCUUUACCAGCUCCAUCAGGACAUUUGCCCCCUGGUUUACCUCCAAGUUUGCCAGUUGGUGUUCCUCCUCCUAUGCCAUAUCGUGGACCAGCUGGUAGAAUGCCUCCAGGUCCACCACCAGGUCGACCACCAAUGCUACCUCCUGGACCUCCACCUGGUUUACCACCUCGUAUGCAUGUACGAUUACCUCCAGGACCUCCUCCUGGUAUGCCACCAAGAAUGAUGAGAUAUAAUUCUGGUAUGCAUAACAAUAUGAAUACCGCAACUGCAACUGCUACUGCUGCAGUUACUGCUGCUGCUGCUGCUGCUGUUACACCAAAUAUUGUGAGUGCGGAACCUCAACUUAUUAAUCGCGAUGAACCUCAACAUACUGGUUCAACAAUUGAAGCAAAACCAAAAAUGAGAAAUCUGGCAGCUGAUAUCACACGAUUCUUACCAACAUCUAUUCGAGUUAAGAGAGAUGAUGGUAAGCCAAAUAAGCGUGACAAUGCUUGGGAACAACAUAAAGCAGCAGAAUACAAAUCUAAUAUUGCUGCCAAUAAUCAACAAGCCGGACAACAAACUAAAGAUGAUGCAUAUAUGCAAUUUAUGCAAGAAAUGGAAGGGCUCCUUUAAUAUAUUUUAGUAUAAUUUUUUUAAUGAGUUAACGAUUUACAUAAAUAUAAACUAGUACUUUUUCAUG
Sipha flava (yellow sugarcane aphid) is the source of this 1616-nucleotide messenger RNA. RefSeq names its product WW domain-binding protein 11. Gene Ontology annotation, biological process: mRNA cis splicing, via spliceosome. The record is from RefSeq and is a predicted model, not a curated record. Bases 119 to 1549 code for a protein of 476 amino acids. NCBI's taxonomy places the organism in Eukaryota, Metazoa, Arthropoda, Insecta, Hemiptera, Aphididae. Gene Ontology annotation, cellular component: spliceosomal complex. The transcript has 9 exons.